Messenger RNA from Lathyrus oleraceus (garden pea), 477 nucleotides. Its product is annotated as secreted RxLR effector protein 161-like. NCBI's taxonomy places the organism in Eukaryota, Viridiplantae, Streptophyta, Magnoliopsida, Fabales, Fabaceae. The record is from RefSeq and is a predicted model, not a curated record. The transcript has a single exon. The coding region runs from base 1 to 477 and encodes 158 amino acids.
AUGUCCCACUUGGCGGCAGUCAAGAGGAUCCUUAGAUAUGUGAAAGGUACUCUUGGCUGCGGAAUUCUCUUUCCCGCAUCGGACACGGGGCGUAAGUGCAAUUUAUUUGGCUACACCGAUUCUAAAUGGUGCGGAGAUAAAGAUGACCGAAAAUCGACGGCGGGGUACAUCUUUAUGUUUGGUAGUACACCAAUCUCUUGGUGCUCGAAAAAGGAACCGGUUGUAGCACUCUCUUCUUGUGAGACCGAGUACAUUGCGACGUCGUUAGGUGCGUGCCAAGCUAUGUGGCUUAUGAAUCUAUUGAAGGGAUUAGGAUGUGGUGAUGAUGCUGCCACCACAUUGUUUGUAAAUAAUGUUUCCGCAAUAAAUCUUGCGAAGAAUCCGAUUGCACACGGAAGGAGCAAGCAUAUUGAGAUGCAGUUUCAUUAUUUGAGAGAAUUGGUCGGUGAUGGAAAGCUUAGAUUGAGCUAUUGCUGA